CUGGAAACUAGUCUGUUUCAAAAACCUGAUCAGCGGCCACUGCCCGUUACCUAGCAACCCACUUAGCAGUUUGGUCAGUGGGUUUUACGGCAUUAUUCGCUGGACAAGACAAAUGCUCUGUUAGCAUACCAUUAAAAAACCGCUGAAAAAUUUGGUUAACUUCUUAAGUGUGAGGUUUGACAAUAUUAUAUGCAAUAUAUAAUUUUAAUAUUUUUUUCCCAAGAGAUUGACUGACAAACAGCGUUACCGUAGCAUGGUUAGCUUAAUCGGCCAGUUGGAAGCUCAGAUAUUAGUUUCUAAAUUUACUUAACACCAAAAUAGCCUAUCAAUAGACUAUACCAGGUCACAUUGACCAUAACACUGAUGAGGAAGUUACGGCAGUGUUUCCAGAUUGAGUUGGAAAAAAUAAGCUUCGGAGGCAGCUCCAUGGGGGCCAAGCAGAGCAAAGGCCAGGAGCCCGGCGGGGCCAGUCCUCAGCACAGCUGGAAACGGACUCCCACCAAGGAGAGGGGGGACAUUUUGGCCUCCCUGAUGCUGAAGUCUGGAGACCGGCUGAACCGAGCGGGGACGCCGCCACCGCCAUACCAGCGCCGGAUUGGGAUGAUCCAGGAGAUGAUGAUGAUGGCCAAGCAGGGCAAGCAGGACGAAGCCACGGAGAUGCUGAAGACACUCAGACAGGAUCUGGGAAUGGAGUCAACGUCUUUGGAUGACGUCCUGUAUCGCUACGCCAGCUUCAGAAACCUGGUUGACCCCAUCACACACGACCUGAUCAUCAGCCUGGCCCGAUACGUCCACUGCCCCAAGACGGAGGGAGACUCUCUCGGGGCGAUGGAGAAGGUUUGUCGUCAGCUGACGUACCAUCUCAGCCCCCACUCCCAGUGGAGGAGACAGGGACUGCUCAAGAGGAAACCUCAGGCCUGCCUAAAGGCGGUGUUGUCAGCCCCGUUGUCCAGUGGUGCCCUGGAUCUGUCUGGCAUCCCUCUAACGACUCGCGACAUGGAGCGUCUGUCUGCACACCUGCAGCGUCACGCGUCCAUCGUGGUCAGCUUGGAGCUGGGCUUCACCGAGCUGACUGAUGAGGCUUUCCUCCAGCUCCUCCCCACGCUGGCUGCUCUGCCGCACCUGGAGACGCUGGCUCUGAACGGAAACAGACUCACCAGAGCUAUUCUGAAGGAGCUCACCGAUGCCCUGAAGGAUCCAAGCAGUUUUCCAAGUGUGACAUGGAUUGAUUUGGGGAACAACGUGGACAUCUUCUCCUUGCCUCAGCCCUUCCUGGUCAGCCUGAGGAAGCGCUGCCCCAAGCAGGGCAACCUGCCCACCAUCCUGGAGUUUGGCGAGAGUCAGGCCAGCGACCCUCCCGAAAGGCUGAGGGGUGUCGGAGAGGAGGAGGAGACGGACGAUACCAACCUGACUGAGAGCAUGGGCGAGCUCCGAUCGGAGGUGGAGGAGGAGAUGGACGGAGAGACAGAGAUCGAGGAGAUGAUGGAAGAGCUGCUGGACUUCGACAGGGAGAUUCAGGGCAAAGACGACGAGGAGGACAGCAUGUGGACGCUGGGGGAGCAGCGGAGAGCGACAGUGAGGAGCAGGAGAGCGUGGCGAGAGGAGGAAGAGAAGGAGAAGGAAAAAGAGAAGGAGGACCAGGACCAGAGGAAAGACAUAAGACCCGGGAGGAGGGCGGUGAUGGCGGAGGACGAGGACGACACACAGAGCCGUUCAUCCCGUCUGUCCUGCUCCAGCCAGUCCCAGCACUCCUUUGCUGUAGUUGAGCCAGCGAGAGUGGAGGAGGAGGACAUGACGGACCAAUCAGAACAUUUAACCUGAGUGCUGCUCCCAGAUCUGCUUGUGUUUUCCUUCUUGUGUCCCGUCCUGUGUGGACAGAGGUGAUGGGAGUACAGGCUGCAGCGUUGCAUGCGGUCUUCAUGAAAAAGCCCCCGCUGGUGAUUUAUGACCAACCGAUCCGAUACGCCUGAGGAUGCACAGAAUAGAGGCUCAAUGCAGAAUGUUGAUCCUGAAUUAGGUCCUUCCUUGUUUUAAUCGUGCUAAUACCUACAUGUGCCUGUCGCACCUCUGUUUGCUGGUUCAAAAUGAGAUGAAACCAAGCCGGAGAAACUUUUCCCUCCACCAGGAUCAGAAGACGAGCAGAAAUCAAAAGUUAAGCCAUCGGCGUAAAUCUGCUGCUGCAGUCAAACCAAACAGGUGCGCAGUGUUUCACAGGCGGAGAGCAAACCAGUCGCCAUGAAGAAGUUACAAAAGAAAACUUGCUAUUUUAAACUGAAUGUGUACAGAGGAUAGAUGUGCUAGGACCGGCCACAUCUCCGAACAUGAAACAUUUAGAAGUAUUUUUCCUCAUGAUCUAGGUCAUGCUUUUACUCCAUGGCUCAGUACGCGAGUGUGCGUCACAUGCUUACAGCGCUGUGUUUAUAUAUAGCCCCCGCCGCCCCUACGGUUGCACUCAGGUAGCAGUAUGUAGCUUUCCCCCAGCUGUGCUUUCCCUCCUCGCGUAACAUCAUGCAGAACUUUAACAGAUAAACUGUAUUUUUGGUUGUACUAUAAAUAUCAAAAUAUAUAUAUAAGAUGUUUGAGGAGAUAUCUCAUAGCUUAGUUCUGAGGUUCUGACAACCAAGAGCUCAUAUUUAGUACUAUUGGAGUCUGGAGCAGCAAUAUUUAUGAGCUAAACUAGUCUAUUAGAUAUUUUAUAAGGGAACAAGUUGUAUUGUUGCAAAGAGACAUACCUAGAUAUAUAGAGAAAUAUAUGAGAAUGAAAACGUAGCUUCAUCCAAAUGCAGUAAAUAUGUACAAAGUCAGAUGUUGCCUCGUUCACAAGUGGAGCUGAACAACCAGGUAAUCAAUCAGCAACACGUCAUACUGUGUUGCCGAGCCACAUGUAAGGAAGUCAUCUUAUCGGUUUGACUAAAAAUGUUAGUUUGCCUCUUUUAAAAUUCACACAAACAUUUGGUACAUACGCAUUACCGUUUCUUCCCUUCCCACUUCGUAUCCAUGUACUAAACCGUGAUGUAGGAGUUUGUUUUCCAUUGUACAAUAAUUGGAGUCUGUGGUUCCAAAAAUGCUCAAAUGGUGAAUAUAAUUUAAUCCAGUUCUAUAUUAUUAUAUGACAACUGUAUUUCACUCUAUUUAAGACUGUAGACUCUUAUCAAAUAGGACCAUUUAUGACCCCCAAGCCAACUACAAUAACUCUAAACAAUCUUUAAAUUUUAUUAUUGAAAUGUUUGUUGAGUUUUAAAGAGGUUUGAAACAAACAACGUAAGAUGUAACUAAUAUCACAGACUAAACAAAGCAGCAUAUACACACCUUUCAUAACAAAAUAUGAAUACAUUUACAUCCCAUAAAGACUAAAUCUUGUUCAUUAAAAACAAAAAUACAGACCGGCAUGUAUGAGUCCUGUCAAUCAUGAAAUUUGGCGGUCAACAACUCAAAAGAUGCAAACUCUUGAAUCUGCAUCUUUUCGUCUACCUUCACUUUUCCGUUUUCGAAGGAUUCCUCCAGCAGCUACAAUGAAACUAGUUAAUGUUGGAGCAAAUGCAUGUUUAGAAACGUUUGGCAAUCAUGACCUGUCUACCAAAAAAAAAGCCAAUAUCUUUCCAAUCCGGUAGAUUAAAUAGCAUGAAGAAUAACUUCCAUCAGUUGUUAAACCCAGUAGGAAACUUUCCUUAGUGAGUAUUAAUUGACGAAUAGUCGGUUCAAAACAUGCUGAAAAUUUUAACAAAGCUGCAAGCUCUUAUCAAAGCUUGCGAUCCAAGCUGCAUAACCCAGCUGGACCACCACUGGGUUAUGCAGCGAUCCAAGCUGCAAAGACACAAAAUACUAAAGGGACAAAAAAAAAACAUAAUACCUAUUGAGAAACAAAUGUAUCGCAUGUAUUCGUUUUCAAACAGACUACAAAGGGAAGGUCAGUAAACACAUGGGAGUUAGGAAGUCUGUGCUACAAAGUGAACUGUGAAGCCGGAACAAAAAGUUUUGUGCAGCUUUCGACAUUAGCUUUGAAUCUGGUAUUUCUAAACUUCAACUGAAACAUCAGAGAAAAUGAGAACCUAGAGAGAAAUAUUUAUUCUGUAGUCAGUACCUCUUAUGUUUUGUGAUCUUAAAGGUUCUGUUAGCAUAUAACUUUCUGCUAGCGAAUGAAGCUAACGGCUAGUCCAAGAAGGGCCGGCUUAAAACUGCUCCAGUUUUAAAAACAUCGUAGAGAUUUACACAAACACUGUUUUAUGAACCUUUGAAGGUAGAUAUUUUCACUGUUAUUUAUUUAGAUGAAAAACUAAACUCAUACUUACAACACAACAUGCACAAAUUUUUGCCUUUUGUACCACUUUCCUCUUAUAUCAGACAGUUAUUCUGACCUGAAAACUUUUCCAUAUUCCUUUCUCAUUGCAUGUUUCUCUCAGGAGAAUCACUGUUGACAUUCAGCUUCAAUCCUCCAUUUGCUGUGUGAAUAACCAUUGGCUCCUCUGCAAAUAGCCUUCCAAAGUAAACAUCUUAACAGUUUAAAGGUUUAUUAAAUAACAUUUUCAGAAACCUAAAAAUGUAAGAAAUCAGUUUUGGUCUUGGGCCUUCUCAGACUAGAGAUUAACUUUAGCCAGUGGAACGAUCCAAGCUAGAUGCUAAAUGACGAGAUCAAGUCUUAAUCAUAAUACUGAUGAAACAAUAACAGCAAGCAGUAAAAAAUAUCAUUUUUAACUGUGUGUUGUUGAUUUUGUGCAGAAAUGCAAGAAAUGGGAAAGUAAGUUCUUGAAACAAUCAAUAGUAGAGAAUCCUCUGACUAAAAUUACAAUUAAAAUUUCAGUUUCUUCAGAAGUACUUUUUAUCUAAAAACUGAAAAAAUGCCAUUCAGAUUUUCAAAAGUAAAUGUUUUUUUGGCAAACUGUCUCACUAAACAGAAAAAAAAAACACUUAAGGAGCACUAAGUUUAUCCUUGGAUGUAAAACUAAAAUUAUAAACCUGAGUUUGCAAGGAUUUGUUUGAGAGCUAUGUAUAUUUUUGGCUCCCGAUAAGGCAGCUUUUAGGUCAUGCUCAAUGUUCACCUAAGAAGUUUGAACUGUGCCUAAGAACAAAUGCUUUGUGGUUAUCCCUAUGAGUUAAUAUUUUUCAGCACAUUUCUCCUUAUUUGUUGGUGAAAGAUUAAAACUAACAAAGACAACAGAUUUAAACUGAGAUUAAAACAGUUUGCAGAACAUUUUCUUGUUAAGUUAAAUAUUUGUUUUAGACUAAAACUAAUAUAGCUGUUUGAAGUAAGUCCUUUUAGAAGCAGGACAGAUGAGAUGGGAUCAUUUUUCCUGCCUUUUUUGCUUUUUAAUUUAUCAUUUUUCAUGUUUUUCAUUUGUUCAAAGCAGUAUUGUUGCUUGGGUAAUGAAUAACUGCAUACAAAACUAUUAGAUUUUGUGCUUCUUUCUGUCUACAACAGUAAAAUAAUUUCGAUGAGUAAUCCUGCUAACUUCCAGCAGGAUGACUUGCAUGACUUCUGUAGUCCAGGGCUGGCAAGUCCAGUCUGUCAGAGUCCGCAACUUUCAGAUGUACCCAUGUCUCAACACACAAAUGGCUGAAUGCUCUCAUCACCAUGCCAUUCAGUUCAUUCAGGAUGCAUCUAACCGGGCAUCCCUGGGCACAAAACCUUACCUGAUGAGCACUUUACACUUUACAGCGCCUAUGUACUCCUAGGUGCCUGCUUCCUAUUGAAGACCAACCCAAUCAAAGUCCCCAAUCCAAUGAGUGCUAUCAGUUUAGACAUUAACGGACCCUCUUAAUGCCAGUUUCUGCAGAUCUAGGCUGACGAUGCACCACCUGUCGGACUUUGUUCUGCACUUAAUUCUUGCUUGUGUUGCUGCUUCCCUCUGCUGAGAGCAGAUCUUCAAUGUGCCUCUGUUGUUCAUUUUGACCCGAUGUUGCAGUGCAGUCACGUGAUGUUCGAGUGGAACUAAAUAAAAAGGGGAAAAGAUUAUUUUUUAUUUUCAUCUAGAGUCAACAGUUUCUCUCAGCUCAUACUUUCUCUCUUGUAAAACUUGCUAACGACAUCAAUCACUGACAACACAACUGCAGUUAGUUUCUAAUAGAUUCAGCCGCGUCAUGAUAAUGGCAAAUCAAACUGUAGCGUCAGUCAGACAUUAGCACGCCAUGGUCUCUUUGAACCACCACAGCUCCAGAUGUUUUCUAUGUUUAUGACUUCAGUCUUAAGUGAUCAAACAAUGGGCCAAAUGACAUCACUUAAGGACAUUUAUCAGACUUAAAACACUUCAGUAGAGAGAGAAAAAAAGGCCGUACAGUGCCAGUAAAAGGUUUUCCGACUCUUUCAAGGCUUCUUAUUUUACUGUGUGUUUAAUAAGAGGCUCGGUGAACACUGAACCCCAUGCUGACCAAUCAAAGGCAUGUUUCUGGAGUGUUUUAUUAAUCAAGUCUCAGUUAUGUGAAAUAGAGAGGGGUUUUUACAAAGCGCAGACACGGGGAGGAAUACUGGAAAACUGUGUAACGCUUAAUGUGUGCAGCAUGGGGAUAAAUAUUGACAAUAACCCAUUUAAUUUUGAGACAGUGGGGUGUUUCUUUAUUGCUCUCAGCAGGAUAUUCCCAGAAUCGGAUCGUACCAGAAGUGCCGUAAAUGAUCAUCAGGCUUUAAAUCCUUUUACCUGAUGUAAUUCAAACCAGAAUCUAUUAAACCCAAAUUUAAUUUAAUUACCAGGUGGAUUUUAGAAAAAGGUGGAGAGAGAAAAUAUUAUGUGGUUGUUUUACCAGUAUCACACUAUUGCGUAGUUCCUCUUUCAAUGCCAUUGUGAUCAGUAUUCUGAACAAGUCAAACAUUGUGGUCACCAUCUGAUGCUCUGUACCAGAUUGCAGGAUAAGGAAAAGCAGUAAAACAAAACAGAAAUAUGCAACAGUGCAGAUUAGUUUCGACAGACAAACUUGAUCACUGGCACACACACACAGUCAUAGUUGAUUACAUUUUUAAUCACUUUUUAUCUUAUUUUUCCUAGAUAGAUUCGAAAAACCUCAGAGAUCUAAUGAUCCUCACAUCAUGAGGCAAUGUUUUCCACUCAUUAGUAGCCUUUACAGAAAAAGCCAAUUUCCUAGCAGUACGGUGAAAUGGGAUGCACAUUUUCUCCCAGAUGAUAUUCUCACUGAUUGAAUCAUUUCUAAAGGGCGAGUAUGCAUAAAAUCAGACAGCGGAGGAAAAGCCAGAUCACUUACAAAUGUAUAAACAAGACACAAAUUACAAAAUAAGCCAACAUUUUUACAGCUCAUAAACUUGUAUUUUUCUGGAAUCCUACAGUGGUGGGAAUGCUGUGACUUUUUAGUCAAGGCUUUUAGAGUCUGUUUAAAUUAAGUCUGCAUCCAGUGAGAAACCAUUUCUAAUACGUUUACAUUUUUUAAGAUUGAGUUUUACUUCCAUAUUCAGAUUCUUACCUAAGACUAAUUAACCUAAUAGUCAAGUUUUUGGACUGUGGGAGAAAACUGGAGCACCUAGAGAAAAUCUAUUAUAAUUUUGUUAUUCCCUUUCAACUUUAUUUUUUGAAUUUUAUAUUUAGUUAUUUUGUUAAGCAGGGACAAUUAGUUACAAUAAAAAUAUUGGUGGUUUUAAUAAGAAAAGAAAAGAGUCAUAUUUUCAUGGAGCUUGAGUUCUUUCCCCUUUGUCCUCCCUGGGUAAACAUUUAGUCAUCACUGCACUUUACAAAACAUUAAGCUGAUCCACAUUCUCCACAGACAUACCUUUGAUGUUCCACAAAAUUAGCAACAUUUCCUCACAUUAGACCCACAGAUAUGCAUAUAUGGCAUAUAUGGCAAGUCGACGAGACGGAGUGACGGCAGUUUUGCUGUGAGGGCUCUCAAGGUUGGGUUAUCUUAGGCCAGGAAAACACACCUGAAAAACAACCAGGACUUAAAAUGGCCUUGAAAAAAAAUCAGUAGAAACCUUGGAGAUAAACACACCUGAGUCUGGACCUUUCCCUGGAAGGGUCGGAAAACUUUUCCUUAUCACAGAUGGAGAAGACAGCCAUAAAUUAAGCGUCAUAAAAUGACUUUAAUGUAGAACUGAGCUUAGAUUUACCAAAUACUCUCUACCAAAGUUAAAUAUAUGUUUUCCCUCUGGUAAAGCCUUACAAAUUCAUCCAGAACCGUCCGGUGGUUGAUUUUAACCGAAUCUUCAUCUUAGCUGUUCAUCAGUGACAGGAUGACAUUUUUAUGGACAGCUGGUUAAUGUUUGACCUCAUUGAUACCAGCAGGAUAUUAACAGCUUUGCACAUCCAACUAAUAUCAAA
Messenger RNA from Poecilia latipinna (sailfin molly), 8255 nucleotides. RefSeq names its product leucine rich repeat containing 75A (gene lrrc75a). Lineage: Eukaryota; Metazoa; Chordata; Actinopteri; Cyprinodontiformes; Poeciliidae. The record is from RefSeq and is a predicted model, not a curated record. Bases 364 to 1821 code for a protein of 485 amino acids. The transcript is spliced from 6 exons.